Molecule: messenger RNA, 1689 nt
Organism: Tetrahymena thermophila SB210
Lineage: Eukaryota; Ciliophora; Oligohymenophorea; Hymenostomatida; Tetrahymenidae
Product: NRAMP (natural resistance-associated macrophage protein) metal ion transporter family protein
Exons: 2
Biological process (GO): metal ion transport
Cellular component (GO): membrane
Molecular function (GO): cadmium ion transmembrane transporter activity; manganese ion transmembrane transporter activity
Source: RefSeq, a predicted model, not a curated record
GUUUUAAAGAUUAUGGAAAUUUUAUAAAUGUAAAAUAGUAGUGAAUAGGAUCUAGCUGAGCAAAGCAAUUUUAAAUUUUCAUGGAAAGAUUUAUUUUAGUAUUUUGGACCAGGGUUACUGAUUUCGAUAGCAUAUUUAGAUCCUGGCAAUUUGGCAGGAGAUAUGGAAGCAGGAUUAGUUGGUAAAUAUAGUCUCCUUUGGGUCCUAUUUUUAUCAACAGCACUAGGAUAUUUAUUUUAAGUCAAAUCAAUGAAAUUAGGAUUGGUAACAGGAAAAGAUUUAGCUAAAUUAUGUAGAAUCCAUUUAAAUAGCAAAGAAAGAACUCUCUUGUGGAUUAUGGCAGAGAUAGCUAUCAUGGGAAGUGAUAUAUAAGAAGUUUUAGGUACAGCAAUUGGAUUAAAAAUCUUAUUUGGUUUAGAACUCUGGAUUGGUGUCUUGUUGACUAUUUUUACAACUUUCCUUAUACUUUUAGUUAAAAUUUGUGGAAUGAGAAGCUUAGAGGCUGUGUUUGCUUUGCUUAUAGGUACGAUGGCAAUUUGUUUUUUUAUUAAUCUUGGAUAUAUCUAACCUAAUCCAUUAGAUAUACUCAAGGGUAUGGUUGUUCCUACUAUACCCUCUGGAGCUUACCUAGCAAGCAUUGGUCUUCUUGGAGCAGUAAUCAUGCCUCACAAUAUUUACUUGCAUUCUGCUCUAAUGAAUGAAAAAAAUAUAGAUAAAAACGAUAAAAAACUUGUCUCCAAAUCGAUAUUUUAUUUCAAGAUUGAAACAGCAUUGAGCUUACUGCUUUCCUUCUUAAUAAGUGGUUCAGUUAUUUGCACCUUUGCAUAUUACAGCAAUCAAAAUUAAGUUGAAUCUGGAGAUAUAAAACUCAGCAAUGCAGGAGAUGUUUUAGCUGGAUCUUUUGGUUAAUUUGCUAAAUAUAUAUGGGGUAUCGGCUUACUAGCUUCAGGUUAAUCUUCAACUCUUACAGGAACUUUAGCAGGAUAGUACGUUAUGAGUGGCUUUAUUAAAAUGAAAAUGGGUGAUUUUAGUAGAGCUUUACUUACAAGAUCUAUAGCUAUAAUUCCUUCAGUAGUAAUAGCCUUUGUAAAUGAGAACGAAGAUUUCAAUAUUUAUUUAAAUUUACUGUAAGCUAUCUAACUUCCUUUUGCAAUUAUUCCUUUAUUGAAAUUCUCUAGUAAUCAAUAUAUUAUGGGAUAAGAUGCAAUUUAAUAAAAUGAAUUAAUAUUUUUAUCAGUUGCUUCAAGUUUAAUAGUUAUCUCAAAUUACUACUGCUUAAUGCCAUAAAAAAUAGAUUUUUCUAGUAAGCUCACUUAUUUUAUGAUAUUUAUAUGCUUAUUAUACUUUGUAUUUUUAAUAUACGUUCUAGUUUCUAAAAUAGCAGUAAAACCUAAAAAAUACUCAGAUGAAAUUAGUAUAAAUAGAAAAAGCCCUUAAAACAUAGAUAUUGAAGACAUAGAAAAUAACCAUAUCAACUCAUAGGAUUAAAACUCUGAAAUAAGCUAAAGAAAUCAAGUUUUAGGAGAUAAAGAAUAAAAAUGAAGUAUUUGAUAUUUUAAAAAAGAAAAACAAUUUUAUCUAAUUAAAAAAAUAUUUAGUAAAAUCAAUUAAAUAAGCAAUUAUAAAAUUAAUCAAUCUAUUAUAAAAAUAACUAAGUAAGCAAGUAUUUAAGUUAGUUAAUAAGUAAAU